GAAGGAAAAUAAACUGAGCAGGGUUUUAAUCAAGAGCUUCAAAUACCUACGGAAAUCGUUGGUUUGUCGCGUACCAUCAAUCAAUGCCAUGGAAAAUUCCAACUUGAAAGUACUUGCGGCGAUCGCCCCGUACCACAAUCCCGAUCCCGGCGAUGAGUCAACCCAAAGAGCCCUCCGUCGUCUAUGUUUAUGAAGUCAUUUAUAAAUGGCCCCUUCCAGUAAUCUCCUCCCCCUCCGAAGUCCAAAGUGAAACGCUUCCCCCUCCAUACUUUCGCCGCCUCCUCCGGCGGUUCUUGGCAUAGGGAACAGGCAGAAGAAGGGCCUUCUCUCGUCCCUCCCAUGGAGCUGAAUAGCGGCGUACCCCUGAUCACGCAACAGUAUGCGGCCUUGCUGAGGAAGAACUUCAUCUUGACGUGGCGCCACAAAAAGUCCGCCUUCCUCCAGCUCUUCUCCUCCCUUUUCUUCAUCUUUCUCAUCUUCUGCAUCGACAAGGCAGUCAAGUCCCGCUUCUCCUCUACCACCGCCUACAAGAACGUCCACGACCCCCAGCCCCUCAUCCUGCCCCCCAUCCCCCCCUGCGAAGACAAGUUCUACGUCAAAACCCCCUGCCACGAUUUCAUCUGGAGCGGCAACGCCAGCGCCCGCAUCGCCACCAUCGUCUCCGCCAUUAUGAAGAAUAACCCCGGCAGGGAAAUCCCCGCCGAGAAGGUCAAAUCUUUCGGAACUCAAGCUGAAGUGGAUGCAUGGCUUGAAAGCAAUCCUAUGCGGUGCCCAGGUGCUUUGCAUUUUGUGGAGAGGAAUUCGACUGUCAUAAGCUAUGGAAUCCAGACGAAUUCUACUGCUGUAGCCAAACGAGGAAGCUAUGAGGACCCUACUUUCAAAUUUCAAAUCCCACUUCAGAUUGCUGCAGAGCGUGAAAUCUCUAGAUCCUUGAUUGGAGAUCCAAAUUUUAAGUGGACGGUGGGGUUCAAGGAGUUUGCUCACCCGGCCACAGAAACUUUUUCUGCUGUUGGUACUGCAGGACCGACCUUCUUCCUUGCGAUCGCCAUGUUUGGUUUUGUAUUUCAAAUUAGCUCUUUGGUCACUGAAAAAGAACUUAAACUUCGUCAGGCUAUGUCCAUAAUGGGCCUAUAUGAUUCUGCUUAUUGGCUUUCUUGGUUUACAUGGGAGGCUUUUCUGACGGUGGUUGCAGCACUUUUCACAGUCCUGUUCGGGAUGAUGUUUCAAUUCAACUUUUUCUUGCAUAACAGUUUUGCUGUUCUGUUUCUCUUGUUCUUCCUUUUCCAACUUAAUAUGCUAAGUUUUGCUUUUAUGAUAUCAGCCUUCGUCAGUAAGUCAUCAUCAGCAAAUACAGUUGGGUUCUCAAUAUUCAUAAUCGGUUUUUUGACUCAGCUUGUUACAGUAUUCGGGUUUCCAUAUGAUAGCAACUUCACAAAACUCUAUCGAGUUAUAUGGUCUCUAUUUCCCCCCAACCUUCUUGCCAAAGCUCUUGACUUGCUAGGCAAUGAGACAGCUACUUCUGAAGAUGAAGGAAUUAGUUGGGGCAGGCGUGGAGAAUGCACUACAUAUGAACCUGACUGCACUAUAACUAUUGAAGAUAUCUAUAAAUGGCUCAUAUCAACAUUCUUUGUGUGGUUCAUUUUGGCAAUUUACUUUGACAAUAUUAUUCCAAACUCAAAUGGUGUGAGAAAAUCAAUGUUUUAUUUUCUGAAUCCCUCAUACUGGACUGGGAAUGAUGGAAACAGGGUGGAAGGUAGUCUCUGUAGCUGUUCUGGUUCAAUUCCACCAUUGGAUGAUGCUACUCCAAGUGAUGAGGAUGUCCUAGCAGAGGAAACUAGUGUAAAGCAGCAAGCUGCUACUAAUGAAGUUGAUCCAAAUGUUGCAGUUCAAAUACGUGGUCUAACAAAAACAUAUCCUGGAACUAUGAAAAUUGGUUGUUGCAAGUGCCAGAGAUCUUCACCAUAUCAUGCUGUCAAGGGAAUAUGGGUAAACCUUGCAAAAGACCAGCUGUUUUGCCUUCUUGGACCUAACGGAGCUGGGAAAACCACUGUGAUUAAUUGCCUUACUGGUGUUACACCGGUUACAGCAGGAGAUGCAUUAAUUCAUGGAUAUUCAGUUCGGAGCUCAGUGGGUAUGUCAAAUAUUCGAAGGAUGAUAGGAGUUUGUCCCCAGUUUGAUAUCUUAUGGGAUGAAUUAUCAGCUCAAGAACACCUGCAUUUAUUUGCUAGUAUCAAAGGUUUGCCUCCAUCAACAAUAAAAUCGGUAGCUGAAGAGUCAUUAGCAGAGGUAAAACUUACUACUGCUGCUCGAGUUAGAUCUGGAAACUAUAGUGGAGGGAUGAAGCGUCGUCUCAGUGUUGCAAUAGCCCUCAUUGGGGAUCCAAAAAUGGUUUUCUUGGAUGAGCCAACUACUGGUAUGGAUCCAAUCACUCGAAGGCAUGUCUGGGACAUAAUAGAAGAUGCUAAAAGAGGACGAGCUAUUGUUUUGACAACCCAUUCCAUGGAGGAAGCUGACAUUUUAAGUGACCGGAUAGCCAUCAUGGCUAAGGGAAAAUUGCGGUGUAUAGGAACCUCUAUACGACUUAAAUCAAGAUUUGGGACUGGUUAUGUUGCAAAUGUGAGUUUCCCUGGCAAUGCACCUGGUCAAACUCCCAACGUUUAUGGUAGUGCACCCACAAGCAAUCCUCACCUUGAGCCUGUGAAGCAGUUCUUCAAAGAUCGGUUAGAUGUGGAUCCUAAAGAAGAGAACAUGACAUUUUUAACUUUUGUCAUCCCCCACCAAAAAGAGGGGCUUCUAACGGAUUUUUUUGCAGAGCUCCAAGAUAGAGAGGAAGAAUUUGGGAUUUCAGACAUACAACUUGGUCUAACAACCCUCGAGGAAGUGUUUCUAAACAUAGCAAAACAAGCUGAGCUGGAAAGCUCUUCCAUGGAGGAGAAUCUGGUUACUCUGAACUUGUCAUCCGGACCUUCUAUUCAGAUCCCGAAAGGAGCUAGGUUUGUUGGGAUUCCAGGAACAGAAUCAUCGGAGCACCCGAGAGGACUGAUGGUGGAAGUGUACUGGGAACAGGAUGAUACCGGAACCCUCUGCAUUUCUGGUCAUUCAUCUGAGACCGACAUACCACCCAACGUCCAAUUGACGGUGAAUCGGGCCCCUUCCCGCAGAGGAAGUAUUCGUGGUGCUCCUCUGGGAUUUGUCAUAGAUUCAUAUCUUAGUUAAAUGGUCAUCCAGGAGUCUCUUUGUAGAUUUUGGUGUGAUUGGUACUGUAAUCACAUUUUGUGCAUGCAUGGGCUAGCUAGUAUUUGCUUAGUUCAGAGUAUGUGUAAGUAACACUAGUACUAUAUAUUCUUUUGGCUUUUUGAUAUUUCUAAUACCCAACCUUUCGUGUGUGGAAAUUAGAUGAA
Musa acuminata subsp. malaccensis (wild Malaysian banana) is the source of this 3401-nucleotide messenger RNA. RefSeq names its product ABC transporter A family member 2. Gene Ontology annotation, cellular component: membrane; intracellular membrane-bounded organelle. Gene Ontology annotation, molecular function: ATP binding; ATP hydrolysis activity; lipid carrier activity. The record is from RefSeq and is a predicted model, not a curated record. NCBI's taxonomy places the organism in Eukaryota, Viridiplantae, Streptophyta, Magnoliopsida, Zingiberales, Musaceae. Gene Ontology annotation, biological process: transmembrane transport; lipid transport.